Lolium perenne is the source of this 692-nucleotide messenger RNA. The record is from RefSeq and is a predicted model, not a curated record. Lineage: Eukaryota; Viridiplantae; Streptophyta; Magnoliopsida; Poales; Poaceae.
GAGAGCUGGAGGCGGUUGCCCAGGCCGGCGGCGGUAUUAGGCGAAGGAGUAGGCUGCGGCAGUUGAUGCAGGCCGUGGGUGCUGAAGAGGUUCGCGGAUGGAGGUGCGGGCCGUGGGUGCUGGAGAGGUUCGCGGAUGGAGGCGCUCCCUUCGUCGCCGAGGCACCCUCCCAAGUACGGCAGCGCCGCCGUCCAGCAAGGAGGCACUCCCGUCUUGCCUCCCUGGUAGCUCCGUUGGCUUCGCCGGAAAUUCAUGGGCGGAAGGCGGGGUCUGGACGCAGACCGGCGAGGUGUACUGCUCGGGGGCGAAGAUGAGGCCGACGGCGACAUGCUCAAGAAGUGAAUCAGCUGCGGAGAACCAAGUCCGGAGUAACUACAAGGAAGAAGUUUGUGAGAAAGCUAGCUGAAUUGCAGCUUGAGGUCGAGAAACUGAGAAACUGAAGGCAGAGAAGAAGAUGUUGCUGACAAAUCACAGAGAAGAUAUGAGAAAUAGGGACAAGAAAAAAUUGAUUUUCCUGUGUGUAGUUGCUAGUUCUGUAGUGUAGUGCAGUAUGCAUGUGUAGCUUUGUUCACUAGGGGUUUCCUUUGACCAAUAGUAGAAGAAGAUAUGGUCUUACUGUGUACAACAUGAAUGUAAAAUUCAUAACUUGUUUCAGUCAAUGAAAUAAAGAGGAAUCUGGUUUGAAUUCAUAA